This is a messenger RNA of Guillardia theta CCMP2712, 1989 nucleotides long. RefSeq lists its product as hypothetical. NCBI's taxonomy places the organism in Eukaryota, Cryptophyceae, Pyrenomonadales, Geminigeraceae. The record is from RefSeq and is a predicted model, not a curated record. Gene Ontology annotation, molecular function: flavin adenine dinucleotide binding. Gene Ontology annotation, biological process: tRNA methylation; tRNA wobble uridine modification. The transcript has 7 exons. Bases 1 to 1989 code for a protein of 662 amino acids.
AUGCUUGCGAAGCGCGACAUACUCAGGCACAUGAGAGUGUUUUCAUCUCUCGUGUCCUCGCGCGGUACCAGGCAGCGCAACCCUCUAGACGCGUCUUCCUGGGACGUGGUCGUGAUAGGAGGAGGGCACGCAGGCUGCGAGGCAGCCGCAGCCGCUGCAAGACUGGGCGUGAGGACUCUCUUGCUCACCCACAAGCUGCAGGACCUUGGGACGAUGUCGUGCAACCCGUCGAUUGGAGGGGUGGGAAAGGGACACCUUGUGCGGGAGAUCGACGCCUUAGGGGGGGUGAUGGGACGGAUGGCGGACAUCGGCGGGAUACAGUUUCGUAUCCUGAACGCGUCCAAGGGCCCGGCAGUGCAGGGGCCCCGAGCUCAGAUCGAUCGGACGCUGUACAGGAAGGCGAUGAUCGAUGAAAUGCAGCAGUACCAAAACCUGCAGAUCGCGUGCGGGAGCGUCGAAGACAUUGUCGUGUCUGGGGAGGGGUCGGUUAGCGGUCUGACCCUCAGUGCCGACAGCCAGUGGGAGGGGUGGAGGGUGAACACGAGCAAGGUGGUGGUGACGACAGGGACGUUCUUGCGGGGAGUGAUACACGUCGGCUCUGAACAGAUUCCCGCCGGGCGCGCGGGGGACAAACCAGCGACGGCGCUUGCAGAGACUUUUCGGAGGAUCGGGUUCAAGAUGGGCAGGCUCAAGACCGGGACGCCUCCUCGGAUCGCAGCGAAAUCCAUCGAUUACAGCAACCUUGAGGUGCAGGAGGGAGAUGCGAACCCCAGGCCAUUCAGCUUCCUCAACCAGAAGCCCGUUCUCGGCAACCAGGUCGUGUGCUGGGUGACCCAGACGAUCCAGCGGACGCACGACAUCGUGCAAGAGCACGGACAUCUCUCGCCGAUCUUUCAGUCUGCGGGAGGAAAGGGCAACGGGCCCAGGUACUGCCCCUCCCUCGACACUAAGAUCCAGAGGUUCCCAGGUCGGUUCCACCUGGUGUGGCUGGAGCCGGAGGGGAUCGACUCAGACGUCAUCUACCCCAACGGAAUAUCGAUGGGCUUCCCCCGGGACGUUCAGCAGGAGAUCAUCCGCUCCAUCCCUGGGCUAGAGGGCGCUGACAUUCUGCAUCCAGCAUACUCGAUCGAGUACGACAUGAUCGACCCAACGCAGCUCAAGCCGACGCUCGAGACUCGCCCCUUGCCCGGCCUCUACCUUGCUGGGCAGAUCAACGGCAGCACUGGGUACGAGGAGGCGGCAGCGCAAGGGAUCGUCGCUGGAAUCAACGCUGCUCUGUCAGUGAAGGACGAACCCUCCUUCGUCCUCUCCAGAUCUGAGGCGUACAUCGGAGUCCUAGUCGACGACCUGCUCAAGGGGGUCACGGAACCGUACAGAAUGUUCACGUCGAGAGCUGAAUAUCGACUUCUUUUGCGAAGCGAUAAUGCCGAUCUGAGGCUGACGCCGUUGGCCAUGAAGCUGGGACUUGCUUGCGAGGAGAGGAAGGAAACGUUUCUGAGAAAGAAGAGGGAACUUGAAAACGGCCGCGCGCUUCUCUCGUCCGUCACCUUCAAGCCUCAGGAAUGGCAGAGUGCAGGAGUGGACGUCUGCUUGGACGGAUUGAAACGAAGUCCGCAGACAGUCCUUGGAUAUCCCGGAGUAAAAUGGUCAUUCUUUCUUGCUCAUGCACUUUCCAAUCAGGUCGUGGAGAUUCUGACGAUCGAGGCGAUGUACCAUGAGUUCAUCACAGCGCAGAAGAGAGACAUUGAGGCGAUCAAGAGAGAAGAGAACCUAGUCCUGCCUGAGAACUUUGACUACAGGCAUGUCAACGCCUUGUCAAAUGAAGAAGUAGAGAUCCUCAACUCCUUGCAACCGACAACGCUCGGUAGAGCGUCAAGAAUUCCAGGGAUCCGGCCGUCCUCCUUGCUUCCUCUUCUCCAGCUUGCUAAGAGGUUCAACCAGAAGAGCAGGAGCGACGAGGUGCCGCAGGCUGCUGAGCAGAUGUCGUGA